AUGGAUCCUCGUGUAGUCUGGAAGGAAUACUUGAGAGAGCUGUGUUUCUCCUGCAACGACUCUUCAGAUGAGGAAGAUGAUAUGUUCAUAGAGACUAUGAGAGCCUGGCAAGCCGAGUCGGAGGAAUCGGAGAGGCGACCUUGGGGUGGUUUAGUGCCUGGUCGGAAGCGCAUCCACCGUUAUUGGCUGGAGGGCUAUAUUAGGUUGUACAACGACUACGUUGUCGAUCCUCCCGUGUACCCCGACUACAUUUUUCGUCGUCAGUUCCGGAUGAAACGUAAACUUUUCCUCAAGAUCGUGGGAGCGGUUGAGGAGAAGGACCCGUGGUUUCAACAGAGGAGGAACGCUGCAAGCGAGCUAGGGCUGUCCGCACUGCAAAAAGUGAUUGCGGCGUUUCGUAUGCUAGCAUAUGAUACGCCAGCCGAUUCUCUAGAUGAGUGCCUCCGUCUAGGGGAGAGCACCAUCAUUGAGAACAUGAGACGUUUUGUCUGUGCUGUCGUCGAAGUGUUUGGCGAUGAGUACCCCCAUUCUCCGAAUGUUGAGGACACUGCUCGUUUGCUUGCUAUCAACGCGCGCAGAGGGUUUCCAGGGAUGCUGGGAAGCAUUGAUUGCAUGCAUUGGAGGUGGAAGAACUGUCCGACGGCGUGGUUAGGUUCUUUUACCUGCCAUGUCAAUGCUCCAACGAUCAUUCUUGAGGCGGUUGCAUCGCAGGACCUGUGGAUCUGGCAUACCUUUUUCAGCAUGCCAGGUUCGCUCAAUGACAUUAACGUUCUACAUCGGUCACAUCUCCUCGACGACCUUGCCGCAGGCGAGGCCCCAAAGGUUCACUACAGCAUUAAUGGACACCAUUACACCAUGGGCUACUACCUUGCGGACGACAUAUAUCCGUAA
Messenger RNA from Phragmites australis (common reed), 891 nucleotides. RefSeq lists its product as uncharacterized. The transcript has 2 exons. The coding region runs from base 1 to 891 and encodes 296 amino acids. The record is from RefSeq and is a predicted model, not a curated record. Lineage: Eukaryota; Viridiplantae; Streptophyta; Magnoliopsida; Poales; Poaceae.